AUGGCUGUGACCGGAGGUGAUGAUGGCUGGCUGACAUUGUUCUUCGUUAUUUGUUGGAAGAAUUGGAACUGGCGUAAUGAGAUGGUGCAUGGUACUGCUUUACCGAAUAUGAUCGUGAAGAAGAGUAUCAUUGGCGAAUUAGUGAGGAAUAUACAUGAUGCUUGGAGUCAUGCUCUUGGUAAUAUGCCUCAGAAAAUUUCGAUGCAAAUUGAUGUUGCCUGGCAAUUUCCGAUUGAGCUCUGGGGUGUUCUUCGGGGUCUGGAGUUGACUUGGAGAGAGGGGUAUCGUAACAUAAUUAUUGAAAGUGACUCAUCUAGUGUGAUCACUGUGCUUACCAUGAAUGGUGAAGCAGUCCGUGAGUGUCAUCUGAUAGCUCGCAUACGGACAUGGUUAAAUAGAAGCUGGUCAGUUAAUCUCAUGCAUACGUAUAGGGAAGGGAAUGUUUGUGUUAAUUGGAUGACAAAUUCUAUUCUGGAUUUGGAAGAUCACAUCCCGUUUAAAAUUUGGCGUGAUCCUCCACCUGGUAUACAACAUCUGCUUUUUGGUGAUUUAACUGUUGUCGACAGAUCUAGGACAGUGGUGUGUAGGUUUUAG
Molecule: messenger RNA, 594 nt
Organism: Gastrolobium bilobum
Lineage: Eukaryota; Viridiplantae; Streptophyta; Magnoliopsida; Fabales; Fabaceae
Exons: 2
Coding region: 1-594 (197 amino acids)
Molecular function (GO): nucleic acid binding; RNA-DNA hybrid ribonuclease activity
Source: RefSeq, a predicted model, not a curated record